AUGCCGUUGUCGGAUAUAUCCAGUACUCGUGAACCCAGUGAAUUUAAAACAGAUUCUGGCUCUGACUUCCAUCCACCUUCUGAUGCUGAGUCUUCUACAACUAGGGAAAGCUUCACAGAAAUUGGACUUGUGGAACCUGGAUCAAGUAGGGGUAAAAAACGCAAGAAAAAUAAUUUAGUUUGGAAAAGAUCUAAGUCUAAGUUGGAAAGAAAUUCAGGAAAAUCAUAUUUGAAUUCUCGUGGUAGAAUUGUGUCUAAGAAACAAUUUUUUCAUGGAGUUUGCAGCUGUCCACGAAAGUGUCAUUUGUUGGUAUCUCUUGAAGAAAGAAAAAAUAUUUUCCAUAGUUUCUACAACUUAUCUGAUUUUAAUUUACAGACUGCUUACAUUAAUACACAAGUAAAUGUUGUCAAUAAAGGUCGACAUAUAGCAGCUCAAAACCAUAGUAAACGUCCUAAGACACGAAUUUAUUCAUCACCGAAAGAAUCAAGUGAUAUGAUGCUAAACAGAUACAACACUGCAGGUUUACGUCGAAAUAUUCGCCAAGACAAAGCUGAAAUCCUCAACAUAACUGAAGGAGAUGAUGAAAAUAUGGCCAAAAAAAAAGACUUAUUUCUACUGUCCAAGCAACAAAAGGCGCAUGACCACCAACUAUUGUAA
Molecule: messenger RNA, 657 nt
Organism: Diabrotica balteata
Lineage: Eukaryota; Metazoa; Arthropoda; Insecta; Coleoptera; Chrysomelidae
Source: the annotation of a GenBank genome assembly